Molecule: messenger RNA, 1965 nt
Organism: Exophiala viscosa
Lineage: Eukaryota; Fungi; Ascomycota; Eurotiomycetes; Chaetothyriales; Herpotrichiellaceae
Product: acyl transferase/acyl hydrolase/lysophospholipase
Exons: 4
Coding region: 254-1858 (534 amino acids)
Biological process (GO): arachidonate metabolic process
Cellular component (GO): membrane
Source: RefSeq, a predicted model, not a curated record
ACAAUCUGGCGCCGAAGAAGCCCCCUUUUUCAUCCAGAAUGGUUUCAUGCCGCAUUGGGGCGAUCUAGCUGCGGCGUGCGCACCGCCUUCUGCCCACUAUUCGUGUACACUGGACUUGUCAAGCCUUUCCCUGUCGUGGGGAUGAGGCUGAAAAACAGGUACCGUGACCGAGAGGCUAUAUAACCCGCUUAUCUUCUUCCACAACCAGACUGAUCGAAGCCAUCAAACCUAAUAAUUGUCGUAUCAUCACGCCAUGGAAAACAACAACAGACAGCACAAGUCACGCAAUCCAAUCAAGACCCUUUUCCGACGAAUAUCACACUCGCCCGCAAGAGCGGCACCAGCACAAACAACACGUCAAGCAAAGUCGGAUGCCAAUAUAUGGGAAGACAAACUCCUCUUGUCCUUAGAUGGAGGCGGCAUCAGAGGCCUAUCGAGCCUCUUCAUAUUGCGGGCCUUGAUGGAGAAAAUUGCGCAAAUUGAGCAGCAAAACCCUGAACCUGCUUACCACAGCUUCUAUCCAGCAUCUUACAAAGAUCCCAAAUCUGGGAGCGCUCAGUCUUCUAUCAAUGGAAGCACAGAAAAAGAGUCAAGGUUGAAUCAAGACGACAUCUCCAGCGCCACGUCGGAUUUGAAACGUCCGGAAUAUAUGUAUCUGCCAUGUCACUACUUCGACUUCAUGGCCGGCACAUCUACUGGCGGAUUGAUUGCGAUGAUGCUUGGAAGACUUCGCAUGACCGUAGGUCACUGCAUCGAAGAAUACAUCUCGCUCGGUGGCAAAGUUUUCGGAAAGCCAAGGAGGCUCAAUGCAAGGUCGAAUCCCUUCUCGAAUAGAGGCAAGUACGAUUGCGACAACGUCGAAAAAGUGGUCGAGAAAGUCACAGGACUUUACAAUCCUUCUAUUCAAACUGAGCUGUGGGAUAAGGUCCCCCUCAAAUCCCCAGAAAAACUCUGCAAGACGAUGGUGGUCGCCACGAACGAGGAUGGGAGGAAACCCUACAUUUUUCGCUCGUAUGACAUCGGAAACCCCCCUAAGUCGAAGCGCCACCACAAUCCUGGUCCCGCUCAUGAGUACUUCCUCAGUACCAUAGCCAAAGCCACCUCGGCUGCCCCGGGAUAUUUUGACCCAUUGCUGCUCCACGGCAUUACCUUUCUGGACGGUGGUCUGGUCGCGAACAAUCCCACCGUUGAAGCUUAUAAUGAAGUCAGCUGGCAGCAGGGGAACAAGGCCCCAGCACUCGUCCUAAGUAUAGGUACAGGGGAGAAAGAGAAGAGGACCUUGAAAACGCUGGAGAAACAUAUGAAGCACUGGAAGCAUUUUAUCUCAUACGAAAUCAAUUACCGAAUCGCGGAAUCUCAGUCAGCAGACGACGACAUGACAGAUGAGAGAGACGAUGGGAAGGUACAGUAUGAGAGGUUGACUGUCACUCUCGAUUUUGGUCUGGGUUGGAUGAAGCUUGAUGAGUGGAAAAGGAGACCGCAAGCAACGAAGCCCGUUGAUGCCUCGAGAGACACGCAAGGGCGAUAUAUGCGCCAGAGUGAAUACUUCCGCCAAAAGAAAUCCAAGCAUCACGAUACAGUCAGAUUCCUGGAGGCCAGAACAAAGCUGUACCUCAAUCAGCAGAGUGUUCAAAAACAGCUCGAGCGACUCGCCGGAUUUCUUGUCAAAAGGAGGAGACUCAGGAGCAAAACACCGCUAUGGAACCACUUCGCGACGGGUGACAAAUGGCGAUGUCCGAAGAAUGAUCAUUGUCCGGGAAGUCCCUUCGAUACCUGGGAGGGCUUGCUAGCACAUUUCGCGAAGAGCCACUCUCACAGUCGAAUCCCUGAUGCCAGAGACUGCGUACGUCGAUAUUGAUUCGGCAGUCUGGUCAUUUCAUCAGGGUCCUGCUCAGGUCUUUGGUAGUUUGUGGUUGUUGAUUGAAGGAAAAGUCUAUCUCAUUUCUCUAGUGGCGUAUCAAGGGU